AUGUCGUUGCUUCCUGCCCUCACCACACCGCUACCAACAACUACCGUGAGAAUUAGGGGUGGACCAAGAGAUUUUCUCGUACCUCUUUGCACUACAGGCGAUUGUACUGGCGAGGAGAAGGUUAAGCAAGUUAUCUACAGCACAACAAUGCUGAAAGCCCUGGAAACCAUCACGACACUGGCAGUUUUGGUCGUCAGCCAAUUUCUGUUUGUCAUAUUGAUCACUGGAAGACGUCGAUUUACGGUACCCUUCUUCAAAAUGCUCAGAAUACUUGUGAUCGUUAUAGCGUUUCGUUCCGUAGUCAGUAUUGUACUGAAACUACCUACGUUAUGGUUUGGGGCCAUAAUCAGCAACCAAAAUAUGGCAACUUUGGUGGUUGAUAUACUAUCCAAAAGACUUCUGGUUUUACUGAUUUUUCUCAUGGCAUUCAACCGAUUUCUUAUUAUUUUCUGUCCUGCACUGGACAACCUACUAUUCGCACGCUAUCGAUAUAUUGCUCUAUGCCUGUCUUGCGUAGUCAUAUCAGCAACAGAGACUUAUGCUGUAAUAACGGCAACGAACCUUCGCCGAGUAUUCAUACCAGAAAUUGGAUUUGUGGACUACAUUGAUGCAACGAAACCAUAUGAAGUAAAUGUUUGA
Molecule: messenger RNA, 639 nt
Organism: Haemonchus placei
Lineage: Eukaryota; Metazoa; Nematoda; Chromadorea; Rhabditida; Trichostrongylidae
Source: the annotation of a GenBank genome assembly